UUAUAUAUAGGCAGUCGGCUAGCAGUUCCCCCAAAAUUCAAUUCAACGCAUGGAAAUUGAAACAUCAAGAAUCUGAUACCCGAUUACGGAUUACCCCUUUUGAUAUCCAUCAACUUCCAUUUUAGAAGAUCCAUUUGACAGUAAUAAGAGUUCAGAUUUAAAGGUUUUAAGCGUUAAAGCUACAAAUACAGAAAGGGAAUUAAGAAGAAAUGACAAAGCCGAGUAAAGAGCCAUGUAAGAAACAGGCUUGCGACAUUCAAGCUUGCCUUUCCAAGAACAAUUUCCUUUCUCAAAGGUGUGUAAAGGUGAUCGAAGCACUAAAGUACUGUUGUGAGCAAUGUGAAUACAAAUCAACACAUUGUGCUUCUGUCUCUGGGCUUCUAAAGCAAAUACAGAAAAAAUAGAGUUCAAUGGCUACAGUUGGCAGAAGACCACAGAUAAUACUAUAUCCUAGUUGUUCUCCGUAGCAGAGGAGCCAAAGUGAGUUGCUUUUCAGAAGAUCUGAGAACCAAACAUCUUGGUACUGUUUGAAUGUUUCUACUGCAGUCAAGAAAGCUGGGUCGCUGCAUAAAGUAAUCGUAUCAUAUUUUAAUUUUGUUCAUUGGAUGUUUAAAUCCAUUAGAAAUCCGAUUUUAGAUAUUGAGGACGAACAUAUGGAUGUAUUUUGGUAUGUCAUAGGGAACACAGCUAUUGAACCUCACAAGUUGCGUCAUACUUAAUAAAUUGUGGUGAUGAUGUCACGUGGCACACUAAACCUGUAGAUAGACUGCAUUUUGACCAGCUUGUUACUGUUGCCGCACUGCCUUACUGCCAGUGCUUUUGAAUUUCUUUUACCGAACAACACUCAUUUGCUUGUUCGUUACGAAUAGGUUGGUAUUUUUUUGCCACAAAUAUGUAUCAUUCCUAUUAAAAAGGUGGAGCAAGUUUGGUUAUUGGCAGAUU
Messenger RNA from Nicotiana attenuata, 942 nucleotides. RefSeq names its product cx9C motif-containing protein 4. The coding region runs from base 210 to 404 and encodes 64 amino acids. Lineage: Eukaryota; Viridiplantae; Streptophyta; Magnoliopsida; Solanales; Solanaceae. The transcript has 2 exons. The record is from RefSeq and is a predicted model, not a curated record.